Molecule: messenger RNA, 1815 nt
Organism: Sycon ciliatum
Lineage: Eukaryota; Metazoa; Porifera; Calcarea; Leucosolenida; Sycettidae
Product: leucine-rich repeat-containing protein 15-like
Exons: 18
Coding region: 145-1545 (466 amino acids)
Cellular component (GO): extracellular matrix
Molecular function (GO): calcium ion binding; protein binding
Source: RefSeq, a predicted model, not a curated record
UGGCUUCAGUCUUGACGAGCACCCAGUAAUUGAAACUGUUGUUUUUCUUGCGCUGGAUAAUAUCAUAUUGCAAGCGGCAAUUCUACUGUUGCAGUGGUUAUCGUAAACCGAAUUUCUCUUCGAACUAUUUCAAAGUUUGGCAUCAUGGCGGGCCUAUGGAACCCGAUGUCUACCUUGACAAUACUGUUCUUAUUAACCUAUUGGAGCGCAUAUUGUGAAGGAUCCAAUACUUGUGGACCCUGUACAUGUGAAGGAAUUGGGGUGAACAAAACCCUUACAAGCUGCAAUGACCAAACACAGGUGAUAUUGACCUUUUUAAAUCUGGCAGCGCUCAGAGAGUCUGCUUUUCAGGGUUCUACAGGCUUCACAAAAAUAUAUCUGGCGGGUAAUCACCUUGUAAGCAUUCCACCAAAAAUAUUUGCCACCCUAUCACAACUUCAAAUCCUAUACCUGAACAAUAAUCAACUUGCAAGCCUUCCUACAAAUGUAUUUGCCAACCUAACAGCCCUUCAAAACCUAUUCCUGCAGAAUAAUCAACUUGCAAGCCUUCCUACAAAUGUAUUUGCCAACCUAACAGCCCUUCAAAACCUACGCCUGAACCAUAAUCAACUUGCAAGCCUUCCUACAAAUGUAUUUGCCAACCUACCAAAGCUUGCGGAACUACGCCUGAACCAUAAUCAACUUGCAAGCCUUCCUACAAAUCUGUUUGCCAACCUAUCAAAUCUUGGGCAACUAUCCCUGGCGAAUAAUCAACUUGCAAGCCUUCCUACAAAUGUAUUUGCCAACCUUUCAGCCCUUGAGGUCCUACGCCUGGACAAUAAUCAACUUACAAGCCUUCCUACAAACGUAUUUGCCAACCUACCAAAGCUUGGGCAACUACUUCUGAACAAUAAUCAACUUGCAAGCCUUCCUACAUAUCUAUUUGAAAACCUACCAAAUCUUGGGUACCUAUACCUGGCGAAUAAUCAACUUGCAAGCCUUCCUACAAAUGUAUUUGCCAACCUUUCAGCCCUUCAGUUCCUACGCCUGGACAAUAAUCAACUUGCAAGCCUUCCUACAAACGUAUUUGCCAACCUACCAAAGCUUGGGCAACUGUUUAUCCAAAACAACAACCUACCUGUGGAUCAACUUUGCAGAGCGUUUCCUCAAGGUCCACCUCAGAUAACCAACUUUCAAGCAGACUCUGUAGAAUAUAUAAAGAGUCUCAAUUCAACAGUUUGUUCCCAAAGCUGUGACAAUGCCCCAAAAGGAGAGUUUACUUGCAACACUGGCUAUAGAUGUAUCGGUGCUUUAUGGAACUAUACAUGCCACAAUAUUGACGAAUGUGUUCGUGGGAAUCAUGCAUGUCAUUACAAUGCCAUGUGUAAUGAUACGGUUGGCAACUUCACAUGCACUUGCAACGCUGGUUACUAUGGAGACGGCGGACAAUGUACAGUCGUUACAAGUGAUUCACCCGGGAUGCCCAGGAGCGGCUCACUACUCCUUCCCACCAUUUGUAUCACCAUGGUUACAUUUACCCUGGCAAUGAUGACACUGAUCGUGUGAUUAAUGGCAGGCAUAAUAAUUUUGUUGGCGUCUCUGAUUUCAAUUUGAAUUGCAAGCAUGAUUUUCGCCACAUUUCUCGUUACUAUUAAUUAUCCACAAAGUAUGUUAUUUAUGGAGAGUUUGUUUGUUGUGUGUGUUUUCCCAAAAAGAUUGCAUUUCUUAGCCUGUAGGCACCGACAGCUUUCGGUGUAAUGACAGUCUCCCUCUCACAUGUUUGUGUAGGAAUAGUUUGUGAUUGAAGCUUGGAAGAGAUUAGCUGGUUUCCAUCAA